Messenger RNA from Lathyrus oleraceus (garden pea), 1016 nucleotides. RefSeq names its product endo-1,3;1,4-beta-D-glucanase. The record is from RefSeq and is a predicted model, not a curated record. The coding region runs from base 125 to 844 and encodes 239 amino acids. Lineage: Eukaryota; Viridiplantae; Streptophyta; Magnoliopsida; Fabales; Fabaceae. Gene Ontology annotation, molecular function: hydrolase activity. The transcript has 7 exons.
AAUAAGCAGUAAACUCAGAAAGUCUUAUCAUAAAAUCUUAAUCUAAUGAACAUCUUAGUUAUAUAUAAAUCCGAAAAAGAGAAAAUGAGGCCAUGUUGUAAAGAAAUUACAUUACAGAAGAAAAAUGGCAGGUCCUGAAUGCUGCUCAAACGCACCAAUCCUCAACCCAAACUCAGGGGUAGGCAAUGUUGAAAAACUUGGUGGUCUAGACACCUAUACCACCGGUCCCUCCGACUCCAACUUUGCGAUUCUUAUGGUUUCUGAAGUUUUUGGAUUUGAAGCUCCAAAUCUAAGAAAACUUGCAGACAAGGUUGCAGCUGCAGGGUACUAUGUACUGGUUCCUGAUUUUUUACACGGAGAUCCUUUUACUUCUGAGAAUGCUAACAGACCUCUACCUGUUUGGUUGAAAGAUCAUCAACCAAAUGAAGCUUUUGAAGAUGCAAAACCAGUAAUUGAAGCUUUAAAAUGCAAAGGUGUUUUGUCUAUAGGAGCUGCCUCUUUUUGUUGGGGCGCCAAGACUGUUGUAGAACUUGCCAAGUCUAAAUUAAUCCAAGCUGCUGUACUACUACACCCAUCAUUUAUCACCUUGGACGACAUCAAGGGAGUUAGCAUUCCAAUUGCAAUACUUGGAGCUGAGAUAGACCAAUAUUGUCCUCCAGAACUCCUCAAACAGUUUCAACAACUCCUAACUGCUGAACUUGGGGAUGAUUGUUAUGUAAAGUUAUUUCGGGAAGUUUCACAUGGUUGGACUAUCAGGUACAACAUUGAAGAUGCAAUGGCUGUACAAGCUGCAGAUGAGUCCCAUCGAAUUUUGCUAGAAUGGUUUGCCAAACAUGUAAAGUGAAAAUCAUUGUUUAAUCAAAAUCUUCCAUGUGAAUUAUAUACAUCCUUUAUUGAGAUUUCUACCUGUGGUGAGGACAUGCAUUGAUUAACAAUAAAAGAGGACAAUAAAUCAAAAUAAAUGUAUUUUUGAACUGUGCAAACCUUAAAGAAUAAAAAUUCUUUAAAAGAUAUAC